This is a messenger RNA of Cataglyphis hispanica, 1775 nucleotides long. RefSeq names its product endoribonuclease rege-1-like. Lineage: Eukaryota; Metazoa; Arthropoda; Insecta; Hymenoptera; Formicidae. Gene Ontology annotation, cellular component: nucleus; cytoplasmic ribonucleoprotein granule. Gene Ontology annotation, molecular function: RNA endonuclease activity; mRNA binding. The record is from RefSeq and is a predicted model, not a curated record. The transcript is spliced from 6 exons. The coding region runs from base 109 to 1407 and encodes 432 amino acids.
AGAUCAUAAAUGGUCUCGCCAUCUUUCCCACCGAGUUAUGACAACAAUAUGGUAUGCAUAGCAAUGCGUGGACACAGAACGCAGUGACGCAGGAUUCAUGCAACGAAAAUGGUGAGAGUAUUUCCUAGAAAGAGAAGAAAGAAAAGUCAAGCAGAGAUAGGGACGAUAAAUAAGAGACGUUAUCAAAAGUUUUUGAACUAUUUGAAAGAAAGCCCGGGCGAGAUAAAGAAAGUACGUAAUCUUGUCAACAAUGCAAAGUAUGAGAGAACAGGGAUGUUGACUCGUGGAAUGCUGCAAAAGUUCGAGGAACAAAAUGCAUUGUUUUCUUUGAGUAAAAAACGUUCUUCGCGAAAUAGUGUAAUCAUUAUAAAUGACAGUGACAAUGAAUCAAAUGGGAAAGAAGAAGAUCCUUCCCUCAGCAUCAUCGAGUGCAGUCCAACAACAUUGCCCUCAUCUUCACAGCAAAAAUUGGAAAAGAAAGAAUUGCGGAGAUCUCUCAGACAAAACAAAAACAGAUCGUCAAUAACACUAUCAAAUUUAUCCAUUAUAGAAUCACCGAGUACACAAUCUUUAUACAAUGGAGAAAAUAUAGCACCGUCACAAAAAGAGGACGAUGUAAUUGAGUUAUGGUCUUCUCUCAAGAAUUCAACAUCAAAUACAUGCGAGAAAAGUACAAAGUAUGAUGAGACAAAUGAAAAAGUGAAAUUUGUGAUAGAUACAAAGCCAAACCUGGAAUAUCUAGAAUAUCUAAAAAUGAAUACAGAACCUGUACAGAAGAGACAAAAACGGUGUCACAAUUCUGAUAAAGUUACAUUGCCAUCAUAUAAGAAUCGAAAAAAGAGACAAUACAUUGAUAAUACAGAUUCAAUUUUCUCACAAUCUAAUGCACAAUCCUGUGAAAAAGAAACAAAGACAAUUGUAUCUGAUGAACAAAAUACUCUGGACUCAAGUCAUAAAUUAAGAGAAAUAAUUGUCGAUGGAUGUAAUGUGGGAAUGGCCCAUUCACAUCAUCGAGUGUUCUCUGUAAAAGGCAUCCAAUUAGUGGUAGAUUAUUUUACAAUAAGGGGUCAUGUUGUGAAAGUUUUUUUACCGAAUUAUUUUCGAAAAUUUACGUUACUUGAAGACUUAUAUAAAAAAGGUAUAGUUGUUUUUACACCUAGCCGCAACGUCGAUGGCAGACAAAUUACACCUUAUGAUGAUCGGUUUAUUUUGGAAUAUGCGACAGCAUGCAGAGGAAUAGUGAUUUCCUCAGAUCAAUAUAGAGAUUUAUAUGAGGAAAAGCCAGAAUGGCGUGAUACAAUCUUGAAUCGUUUAUUAACGCCAACUUUUGUCGGGGAUUACAUCAUGUUCCCAGAAGAUCCAUUAGGCAAGUCUGGACCUAAUCUGGAGACAUUUUUGCGACAUUGAUAGAAUAUAUUUUGUUAUAAAAUGUGUUCUAAGUAAGGUAAGUUGAUGAUAAUGAACCAAAUAAUGUCCUGUUGUCAAAGAAAAAUUACAUCUUUGAUAUUGUAAUUUUAUCUCAAAUACCUGUACUCUAUUUGUUUUCCUUUAUGUUUGUUCAGUAUACAUCUUUUUAUGCUAAACUAAUAACUAUAUAAUAAAUGUUAUUUUUUUAUCACAUUAAUAUUUUUUUUUAUAAAAUAUUCAUUUAUUCAUGGAUAUCCAAUUAUGAGAUGUAUCUUGAAUCAAAAUGCAAGAAGAAUUAACAGAUAGAGAUGAACCUAAGUUGUUUUGUAUAUAAAGAACAUGAAUAAAAUAUAUUGAGAUAUACAUUA